CCGGCAAUCGACUGCGUCGAAUCACGCUCUUUCUUCGUCCCUCUCCUCUUUCUCUCUCUUUUCCUUCUCGCUCGAUCCUUCCCUUCUCUUGCUUCCAAAUCCAAUCCCAACCGCUUGAAAAGUGAAGCCAACCCCAAUUUCCCUCCAAAAUUCCUAACUUUCUUCCGUCCCGCGCGUUCCCGUUUCGCGAAAACCCCUCCGAGCUUCGCUUUCUGGCUAGGGUUUUACCUGGAACGGCGUUCGUGCUCUUUCCUUCGCCGGAAUCUUUCCCUUCCGUUUGUUUCUUUCCGGGACACCCUUAUUUGCUCUUGAGAUUCUUUUCCAACGGCUUUAGGGUUCUGUUCUCUCCCGAGAAAAGGGUGAGGUUGGAUCUGUGUUCUGCUAUUUCUUUGCCUAAGAGAUUCAACUUCAGCAUCAUUCUUUUCGUCUGUGCUCUUCCCUGCGAAGCUUUGGGGAGACGUGACAGACGAGAUUUUUUAUCCAAGUUCGGUUAGGGUUAUGGAUUUGAUGAGUGUAGCUCGUCAGGUUGGGGGUAUUUAGAAACCCUAAUUUUGAUAUGAAGGUGCAAAUAUGAGCAAUGGAGGUGCAGAGGGUACACCGGGAAGAUCAAAAGCUGACGAUUUUGGCUAUGCAGUGGCGAGAAAGGCUGUAGCUCAGGUUUGUGAAAAUGUUGGCUUUGAGGGGUUGAAAGAGUCGGCCUUGGAUGCUCUAACUGACGUCACCCUCCGGUACCUCCGUGACCUGGGCAAGACGGCAAGUGCCAAUGCCACUCUAUGUGGCAGAACACAAUGUAGCAUCUUCGAUGUUGUUCGAGGUUUUGAAGAUAUUGGCACCUCUCAAGGAUUUCCAGGUGCUUAUAAUUCCAGUAGUUGUCUUGUUAGUUCUGGCACUAUUAGAGAUAUAGUAGAUUUUGUGGAAUCUGAAGAAGAGAUCCCGUUUGCACAAUCAGUGCCACAGUUCCCCAUUGUUAGAGAUGGCAAGUUAAUUCCUAGUUUUGAGAAAAUGAACGAAACUCCUCCAGGGAAUCAUAUUCCAGCUUGGUUGCCAGCAUUGCCAGAUCAGCACACAUAUGUGCAUACACCAAUGUGGGAUGAGAGGGUCUCAGAUCCUCGAGCAGAGAAGAUUGAGCAAGCUCGGCAACGGAGGAAGGCAGAACGGACUUUGUUGAGUCUGCAGCAGAGGCUUGUCAGUAAUGGCUCAGCAGGUGCUUCAUCAUCUGGUGUGGUGGCUAAUGAAUAUGUCAAGGAAACGGGUACAGGUGAUGGAAACCCUUUCCUCAGGCAACCUUUGAAGCCAGGGGAGAAGGGUACUUCUUCGGUUUCGGUGCCAAAUAUAGAGAAGCAUGCUUCUGUGCUGGUGCCAUUUGCCCCAGCUAUCGAGGCCGCUAAAGAAAUAGGGGUUAAUGAGGAUGGUGAAGGUGGUGGGGAGAGGACGUUGCUUCCAGAGAAGAGGAAUACUGUGAAAUUUAGGUUAAAAACUAGGGAGAGAAUGUUAGUUGAACCCUUAGAUGUGCAUCUUACAAAGAAGGGCGAACAGAGAUCCGAGCAGUCAUUAGGGCGGGAGGACGAGAGGGAUGACAAGAAGAGGAGGGCAGAGUACGUAUACAGACAGUCUAUGGAGAACCCGCAAGAACUCACUCAGUUGUAAACUAAUUGAUUUGUUGACUGGAUUUAGCUUCUAGAGAAAUUUGCUUAAUGCAUAGCAGCAAGCUGUGGCUAUGUAUGCUUUGUUAUGAGCUAUCCUGUCGGGGUUAUGGUUGCUGUCGUUGUGCUGUAUCUUUACAGGAUUCUGUGUACUGUAGGGGUGUCCUCCUGGCUCAUUAACAAAAUUUUGGUUGGGAGGUAUGCGGAUGCUUAUUGUUGGUUUUCACAUUUGGGGUUUAGACUCCCGACUGAUUCUUUACCAUGAAGAUUUUGCUUAAUUCAUUCUCGUCUAAUAUUGUAACGAUGCCAUCAUAUCAUAGCAGUGUGAGUUAUAGAUUGAUUCUGUGUUUUUCCCCCUUUGUCUUAGUCUAGCUGUUCUUCUGUAAUGGAAAGCGUUCCUUUUAGCAGUCUGAUGUUUGUUUUAGGACAACAGUUAACAAGGAGAUUAUCAAUCAAGCUUCAAGUUGUUUAUGUAACUUACUUGAGUUCCCUUUGUGCAAGUAUGUACUUUGGAUUUGGAAAAGAUAAGUUAGUGUUUCAGUUGAUCUUGCAUUGUGCUCCCCGGGCCCGCCUCCAACUCGAUAUAUGUGCUACUACAGCUGCUGUGAUUGUCUUACCUUUUUAGGACUUUGUGGGCAGAAGCAGGUGGCUGCCAUCAAAUUAUCAAAAGACUGCAAUUGCAGCAGUUGAUGCAGUUGUCUUGCUGUUAGUUUCAUGGACCUCUUGUGUGUAUGGAUUGGGAUUCAAUCAUGGGAGAAAGAGCUGUAGUUAAAUGGUAUGAGGGAGCUGGCUUUGGGGAUGUGGGAAGGGCAGCCAGACUUGGUUUUGUUACCCGUCUAUGACAAAGGUAACUCUGCUUCUGUAACUGUGACUAAAUCUAAAUGGAAGUGUAGUAAAUUUGCAAUUCUAUGUUUGAAAGUUCUCAAAGAUGGCCCUCUAUGAAUUUCAACGGGCAACGCUCUUCUACUACGUGAAACUAUCAAGUUUUUCCUCUCGCCCACUGUUCUAUCAAUAUAUCGUAUUUAAGAUUGAUAGUGAUGAGGAUAUCGACACAAAGAUUGCUCAAGCGCUAUCCAUGGUUACUCGAAAUCAAGUCAAGACGUUGAGUGCGCAAUUGCAAGCUUUUUGGCAAGUGCAAUAUGUUUGUGCGACAAGGAGUGGAUUUUGCCAAGCCAAGAGGACCAAGAUGAGUUCUAAGGAGACCAACACAGUCUUCCACCUCAAGGCAUCCAAUUCGGCCAACAACUCAUAAGAGGCCCACUUCCAUCCCUUUUUUCGUAAGUCCUAUGGAAGCCAAUUUCCUCUUUGCUUCAUCCACGAGUCGUCUAUUAACUAGAAAAUAAAAUAUUAUUGCACAUUUGCUCAUAAGCUUCCUAUUUUGGAUUUGAGAGGAAUUGGAUUUUACACUCAUAUAAGCGUAGACUAGACUCCAUCAAGUUUUCUCAAUAAGAAAUUAAUAUUUUUGAGUGUUCAAUCUCGAAAUUUUUCCUUCUUAGUUUGUUCAUGAAAUCGAGAAGCUAGAGGAACCCAACAUCAUCAACUAGCCCAUAACUCUAAUUGUGGAGUAACCUUGUAUGCUUGGCUCUUUCCUCGAUUGGAGAUUUGGUUUGAGUUAUUUCUUCCGAUUGGAGAUAUUAGCUCUGUGUCACUUCAAUUAGGCUUAACUCUUGGACUUGUUCUUCAUGUGCCUGAAUUUCGUAGAAAUUUAGUUUAUACGAGCCGUCUAACGAAGGAUAACCAUGUUGCAUUGAUCUUCCUUGGUGGUUUCUCCAUUAUUCGGGUUUACACUCCAAGAAAUUGAUUAGGAAGGG
Linum trigynum is the source of this 3454-nucleotide messenger RNA. Lineage: Eukaryota; Viridiplantae; Streptophyta; Magnoliopsida; Malpighiales; Linaceae. The record is from the annotation of a GenBank genome assembly.